Molecule: messenger RNA, 7716 nt
Organism: Chlamydomonas reinhardtii
Lineage: Eukaryota; Viridiplantae; Chlorophyta; Chlorophyceae; Chlamydomonadales; Chlamydomonadaceae
Exons: 23
Coding region: 226-7149 (2307 amino acids)
Cellular component (GO): cytoplasm
Molecular function (GO): protein binding
Source: RefSeq, a predicted model, not a curated record
AUACACCUAAAUUUGAAGCAGAAGAUCCUGGCAUAGAGAAAACACACGCGAAGGCCCCGUUGCUCCUCUCAAGUGUCAGAUCGCGCAUGUGCAGUCCGCGAGUUACACAUUGGACUUCUAUAUACCAAAAUAAACUUAAGCAUGGGCCGUAAGGGGCGUUAGCUCGUUGGUGCAGUUUCGUGCAUUUGCAAUUCGUCGACGAGGUCAAACGCCGGUCCGCUUCAAAUGUCUCAACCGGGCAUAGCUCCUGUGGAGGUUGCAGGCGUAUUACCCCAACCCGCCGUGAAGACCAACCGCGGUGCUUCCGAUUUACUUGAGGCGCAGCUGUUUGCGUAUGGAGUGGGUUCUAGUGUCGCAGUUGUCGAGGUGCACGGGCUGCAGCUGGCCUGCCUGCUGCAGGGCGGCCACCGCAACCAUGCAGUCACAGCGGUCAAGUGGUGCCCUAACUGCCACUCUAGGGACCUCAAGAGCCACAGCAGCCACCUGAGGCUGGCGUCUGGCGACGCGGACGGCGGGGUGGUGGUGUGGAGUGUGCUGUCCGGCAGCGUCAUCAGCAGGCUGGAGGACGCUAUCGGCGGCCGGGACCUGCUCGCUCGCGCCAGCAGCCGGGCCAGUGCGGGCGGCGGCGAGGGCGGCGGCGGCGGCGGCGGUGCGGGGCCGGGCGGCGUGUCUCCGGGCGGCGUGGCGGGCCUGGCCUGGGUGCUGUCUCCCCAGCUGGCGGUGCUGGCGGUGCUGCUGGCGCCCGGGACACUGGUGCUGUGGGAUACGCGAGGCGGCGCGCUGCUGUGGCGCAAGGAGCUGGCCUCGCCGGACGUGUGGCAGGGGCUGCAGGCGGACCCGCUGGACUGCCGCCGCCUGGCGGUCAGCAGUGCUCAGGGCGGGCUGGCGCUGCUGGCGCUCACGGACCCGGGCGCGGACCGCGUGGAGAUGAGGCAGUACAGGGUCAACGUGGGGCCGGCCACCACCACGCCCAGCAAGGACGCCCACUCCGCCGCCGCCGCGCCCGCCACCUUCUCCGCGCACUUCGCCGCCACACGCGACCUGCUGUUCCUGCUGCUGCCGCGUGAGAUCAUGGUGUACGACACGGAGCUGGGCGUGCCCGCCUGCUCCCGCCCGCUGCCCCCCGGCCGCCCCCCCUUCGCAUGCCUGCUGGGCGUGUACGGCCGCGGCGUGAGCGGCGGCUGCGGCGACGAGGGCGGCUGCGACGUCAUGUACGCCGCACACACGGACGGCAGCGUCAGCGUGUUCAUGCGCGUGCCGGGCGAGCUGCGCUACACGCUCAGCUGCGCGGGCCGCCUGACGCCGCCGCCGGCCCGCGGCACGCUGCCUGCGGUGCAGCUGCUGGCGCUGAGCGCGGGGCUGUGGCGGGGCGACGGCGCGGACCUGGCGGGGGGGCACGUGGACGCGGCCCCCGCCGGCGCGCCCUCCUCCGCCCGGCUGGAGGCCGCCACCCAGCGCCUGAGGUCCGUGUUCCACCCAGACACAAUUGGAUUCGACAGCCCGGGAGGCGGCGGCGGCGGCGGUGGCGGCCGCAACCGCUCCGCCACGGACGCCGGCGGCGCCGGCGACACGAACGGCGCGGCGCCGCAGCAAACCGACUCUGGUGGCGUGUUGAGUGGCGGCGGCGGCGGCUCGGCGGCGGGCCCGGCGGCGGCUGUGGGCGCUCUGCUGGGUGGCGGCACCGGGCCGCCGCGGCAUCAGGAGCACCCGCACCACCACCCCGCGCCACCGGGCGCGCUGCCGCCGGGCGCGGCCGCGGCAGCCGCGGCUGCUGCUGCGGCUGCUGCUGCGGCUGGUCCGGCGGCAGUGGGGCCCACGUGGCUGCAGGCGCCCACCGCCAGGGCCACGCUGCUGGUGGUGGCGCUGACCGGCGACGGCCGCGUGUGGCGCUGGGACGCGCCGCUGCCGCGCCUGUUCGCCUCCGACGUCCAGCGCCUUGCCUACCUGGCCUCUCAACCACACGCCCAACCCCUCCCACACCCCCACCCGCACCCGCACUCGGGAGCCGGCGGCUCCGGCGCGCCGCAGGCGCUGGGCUCGCCCGCAGCAUCGGGGCCCGCGGCGGCGGUCAUUCCGCGGGAGCUGCCGCCGGCGGCCACGCCGCAGCUGGCCGGCCUGCUGCACACACUGCCCUCCACCGUCACCUCCUUCGCCUUCUACCCGCGCCCCGUGGCCGCGUCCUGGCUGGGCCGAGGGCUGGCGGGCGGCGGCGGCGGCGGAGGAGGUGGAGGCGGCGGCGAGCGGGGCAAGGGCGGCGGCGGCGGCGGCGGCGGGUCGGGGUCGGGCGGCGGGGCGGUGGUGCUGCUGGGGGCGGCGGCCACGAGCGGCGGCAGCAUUGAGCUGUUCACGGUGCAGCGCGGCCUGGUGUCGCCGCUGUCGCUGCACGUGUCCGCCUCACUGUCCGCGCACAGGGACGCGGCUAUCAAGGGGCUGCGCUGGCUGGGCGCCACCCCCCGCCUGGCCACCUUCUCCUGCGAGCGCGGCCCGCACGGCACCCACACCAACGUCCUGCUCAUCACCGACGUCCGCAGCGGCCGCUCCGUAAUGCUGCCGCGAGCCACCGCCGACUCGCCAAGCGGCGCCGGCGGCGGCGGAGGUGGAGGCGGCGGCGCGGGCGGCGGCGGCGCGGCCGCCUCCGGCGGCGGCAAUGGCGGCGCGGGCGGGAGCGGCGGGGGAGGGGGCGGGGGUGUGGGGGUUGGCGGCGGCGGCGGCGAGACGGCGCAGCUGAUCAGCCUGCGUGCCUCGCCGUGCGGCUGCUACCUGCUGGUGCUCAUGAACGGCGCGCCGGCGGAGCUGUGGGGGGUGUGGCCGGGCGUGCCGCCGCAGCGGCUGCGGCUGCUGGACGUGUCCUGGACCAGUGUGGAGUGGGUGCAGCCACACCUGCCGGGCGCGGGGCCCGCACACCACCUCUACAACACGGAAGCCGCCGCGGGCGCCGGCGGCGGGGCCCCCACGUGGUCGCAUGCGGCGGCGGCGCCGCCGCCUGAGGAUCUGGUGACGGCGUGGGAGCUCGGCCGCGAGCCGCCGCCGCCGCCGCCACUGGGCGCCGCGCCGCCGGGGUCCGUGGCGGCACUGGAGCGCAAUGCGGCGUCACAGCGCGGCAGCAACGACGGCGGCGGCGGUGGUGGUGGCGGCGGCGGCGGCGGCGGCGGGCCUGACGGCGCGCCGCUCAGUGGCGGCGUGGUGAGCGGCAUCAGCACUUGGUCCAGUGCCACCAACGCCGCCGGCCUGCCGCAUGAGGCCGCGUCGGAGGCGGCGGCGGCGGCGGCGGCGGCGGGCCCACCGCCGUCAGUGCCAUGGCCGCCGCCGCCGGGCAUGGGCGUGGGCCGCAGCGGCGGCGGCGGCGGCGGCGGCGCGGUGGCGGCUGAGGAGUUUUUGGUGUUUACGCUGGCGGACGGCCGCGCCGGCAUGUUGUCGGUCCGCGGCAAGCGUGUGGCCGAGGCGCACGUGAAGCAGCCCAUGGCUGGCCUGCUGGCGCCGCUGGGCAUGGCCGCCAGUGCGAUGGCGGCGUGGGGGCGGCUGGCGGUGAUGGGCGACGGCGAGGGGCGGCUGGCGGUGUGGGACUGGGGCACGGGCAGGACCACCGUCGUGGCAACCAACCUGGGCCGCAUCCGCCGCAUUCACAUCGGCGCGCCCGUGCCGCCCACCGCCGCCACCGUGGCCGCCGCCGCCGCGGCGGGCGCCGCCAGCAUCAGCUCCUACGCCGCACCCAGCUCCACCUCCGCCACCUCCUCCACCUCCUCCUCCUCCGCUGCGGCGGCGCCCAAGCCGCCGCUGUCCGCCACCUCCGGCCCCAGCUCCUGGUCCACCUCCGCCUCGCCCUUCGCAACCAACUCCUCCAUGCCAUUUGGCGGCGCCGGGGGCGCCGGCGGCGCCGCCGCCGCCGCGCCCGCCGCCGCCGCGGCGGCGGCUGUCGCCGCCGCCGGUCUGGCGCCGCUGCCGGCGGGCGUGACGUACAACAAGGCACGCGUGGCGGUGCACUUUGCCAACGGGCUGUGCUGUGUGUUUGACCUGGACUCCAACAACAAGCUGCGGCCCACGCCGGUGACGCCGGCGGCGGUGCAGCGGGCGGGCGUGCGCGCCAUUCAGGACGCAGCAUGGCUGCCGCUGGGCUGGGCGGCGGCGGCAGUCGCCGGCGCCGCCGGCGCCGGCACUGGCGACGGUGGCACGGAGCAGCAGCAGCAGCAGCAGGGCGCGGAGGGCGCGUCUUCGCUGUCGUUGCUGGCAGUGGUGACGGAGGAGGGCGCGCUGUCGGUAUUGGAUGUGGGCUCCGCGCCGGCGCUGACGGCGCCGCCCGCCGCCGCGCCGGCCGUGCCUGCAAGCGGAACGCCCACACGCCUUGCCGGCGCCGCUGCCGCCGGCGGCGGCGGUGGCGGCGGCGGCUCCCCCGCCGCCCCGCGCCGCCAGCCCUUUGGCGGCGUCAGCAGCCGGUCACUGGCGCUGAAGGCUGCGCUACAGCCAGCGCCACGGCCGGCAGUAGCAGCCGCCGCGGGAGGCGGCGGCGGCGGCGAGCUGGCGCGCGUGUCGGGCCUCAGCGACGGCGGCGCCUCGGUGGCGGCGGACGGCGGGGCGGCGGCGUCGCCGGUGCAGCUGGCGACGCAGCUGAGCCUGGCGCAGGCGCCGGCGCUGGGGUCGUGCCUGCUGCUGCCGCGGCCGUGGGCGAUGCUGCUGCGGCUGCUGCUGCAGCUGGGGGUGUCGCAGGAGGCGCUGCGCUACCUGUGCGGCCCCUACGUGCCCGGCGAGGCGGAGGAGGAGGACGUGCGGCACGAGCUGCUGGCGCGAGUGCCCCGCCCCGCCCGCGGCCCCCUGCUGGCCCUGCUGGCGGACUCGGACGGCGCCGCGCUGGGCUCGCCACUGCUGUCCACGUCCGUCAUCGCAGCCACCGCCGCCGCCGCGGCGGCCGCCGCCCGGAGCAGUACCGGCGGCGGUGGCGGCGGCACCGGGGCUGCCGCCGCCGCUGCCGCGGCGGCGUCCGCCGCUGCGGCGGCUGCGCCGGCGCAGCCGGCGGCAGCCCAGGCUGCCGGCGGCGGCGGCGGCGGCGGCGGCCUGGGCUCGGCGGCGCUGGCGGCGCUGCCUGGCAGCAUGCUGCGAGCAGUGAGCUAUGCGCUCAACACGCUCACGGGCACCUCGGUGCCGGAGGCGGCGGCAGCAGCAGCCGGCGGCGGCGGCGGGGCCGCGGGCGGCGCCGGCGCCGCCUCGUCCGGCCCCGGCGGCGGCGGCCUGUCUGGCGGCGGCGGCUCUGGCGGCUGUGCGGCCAGUGUGGGUGUGCUCUUCCGCGGCAACCUGCUGCACCUGCUGCGGAUGCUGGCGGGCAUGCGGGCCCAGGGCCGGCUGCUGCACCCGGCGGAGUGGCACGCCUACGGCCGCGCGCUGCUGCCCGCCGCCAGCCCCGCCGAGCGCAUGGCGCUGGCGGCGCAGGUGGCGGGCGACGGCGCGGAGGCGCGCUUCUGGGCGCACCUGCCCGCCACCCUGGCGGCCGUGCGGGCCAUACGGGACAAGGUCAUGCGGCGGCGGGCGGCCGACGCCGCGACGGCACGUGCAGCCGCUGCGCCCCCGCCGCCGCCCGCCGCGGCCAGCGCGGGUGCGGCGGCGUUAGCGGCCGCGGCAGCGCCGCAGCUGAACGAGCCGCCGCCGGCACUACGCUCCCUCGCCGCGCCCGCCGCCGCAACUGCUGCUGGUGCUGCAAGCACGGCCACGGCUGCUCCAGGGCGCGGCGGCGGCGGCGGCGGCGGCGGCUCAGUCGAGAGCCUGGCAUCUCCGACGGGCUCACGGCGGUCGCUGCAGGCUUCAACGUCGCUCGGCGGCUCCGCUGCUGCUGCUGCUGCUGCGGCGGCGGCUGCGGCUUCGGCCGGGACGUCAGGCGGCGUGCUGCUGUGGGAUGAGAGCACGGCGCUGGCAGAGGCACAGGAGCGCAUCAAGUGGCACGAGGCGCUGAGCCGCGUCAUCUCCGACACCUCGCCCGCCACCGCGCAGCGGCGGCUGGUGGAGUACGUGGCGGUGGGCGACCUGCAGGCGGCGGUGGCGUUCCUGCUGGCGGCGACCCCGGAGAACAGCGCCAGGUACUACCGCGAUGCGCUGUGCACACUGGCGCUGGCGGCCGCCGCCUCCACAGCUGCAUCCGGCGCGGCGGCGGCGGCGGCGGCGGCGGCUGGCGGGCGCGAUCCGGGCGCAGGCGGCGGCGCCAGCAGCGGCGGCGCGGCAGGCACCUCGGGCGGCGGCGCGGCGCCUGGCCGCGGGCCCCAGGGCUCCAUGCUGCUAGUGCAGGCCGCCAAGGUGGUGUCGGCGCACGCGGCCUCCAUCGGCGACCUGGUGCUGGGCGUGCCGCUGCACGUGGCGGCGGGGCUGCCCGCGGAGGCGGCGGCCGUGCUGCAGGAGGUGGGCAUGUGGCGCUAUGCAGCCAACCUGGUCGCCGCUUCGCUGCCGCCGCCCGCCGCGCCCGCCGAGCGCGCCGGCGCGCUGCAGCGCUGGGCGGGCCACGUGUGGACGGCGGAGGGCAGCGCCUGGCGCGCCGCCGGCCUGCUGACGUCAGCGGGGUGCCUGGGCGAGGCCCUGCAGCUGCUGCUGGAUGCGGGGCUGCCGGAUGCGGCGGCAGCCUACGCCGCCUGCUGCCGGCACGCCGGGCUGGUGGUGGCGGUGCCGGUGCCGGCGGAGGGAGCCGGCGGCAGCGGCGCGGCGGGGGCCGCCGGGAGCGGCGCGGGUGGCGGCGGCGGAGAGGGGCGGGGGGAGGGCUCGGGAUCGGGGCGCGGCCUGAGCGGAGGCGGGGGCGGAGGUGGUGACCCCUGGGCAGCGGGGCCGUCGAGAGGCAGCAGCCUGACGGCGCCUGGCGGCGCGGGAGCCGGUGCCGCGCUGCUGGCGUCGGCAAUGUCUGUGUCCUCAUCUGGCGGCUUGGGCUUGGGCUUGGGCGAGGACGGCGCGGGCGCGGGCGGCCACAGCGGCUCCAGCGGCCUGGGUGCUGCAGCGGGCGGGGGCGGGGGCGGUGGUGGUGGUGGUGCGGGCGGGGGUGUGCUUGAGGAGCUGUUUGAUGCGUUGGAGCAGUCGCCCGGGGCCGUCGUGCCGGGCGCAGGCGUGGGCCCGGGGCCGGGGGUAAUGGCGCGUGCGGGUGCGGAGUUUGACCGGUUCGUGUGUGACCUAUUCACGCAGCUGCUGUGAGAUGUCUGAGAGCUCUCGCUGGGCACCUACUGGUAGUUUGGGGUCACGUAUGCACCUUUGCGACGUGCAGCAAAAGCAGUACGCUGAGGAAUGCAUUCCGCUCGGCCAUUGUGCGCCGUGUGGCGGCUGCCAGGGCGGAAGGGGGGCGGCAUGGAACAUCGCCUGCCGGGUACAGUACAGACGCGCAGGGGAGUGCUGGGCGGGUGCUGUCAGUGAGCCGUGUUACGCAGAGACGCUGCCCUUGCGUGUACACUAUACUAUGUCUAGAGUCUCCCCUGGUCUAGAGUGUGAUGAGGCCUGGAGGGUAGGCGGGCAGGUCGGUGCAGCGGCCAAAACCGCCUUAUGAUGGCGCCGCGCAGGUUCCCGCCUGUAUGAUGACGCCGCGCAGGCGGACGAUGUAGUCGCGUUGCGCGGUGGGCUGCCAGUGCAGGCGGUGUUGCGCCUGCAGCAAUUAUGUUAAACGACUCUUACUUAUAUGUGUGCGCUUUCAAGAACAUGUGUGUCCGCCUCAGCGCGCCGACUACGGGUUACUGCAGGAGAGUAAUUGCAUGUCACUCAUUGAACAGC